GACCAAUUUUCAAUUGACUUUAGUUUUACUUUGUGUAUUAAACAAAUGUCUCGCAUCAAAAUUGAUAACAUGCAUUAUUUUUAAAAACAAUACACAAAUAUUGAUAGUGUAAUCCAUCCAAACAGACCUAAUUAGAAUUAGAUAAUAUUUUUCGACGAUUAUCUUGAACUAUUGUCGCGCAUUUCCCACCACUCGAACCAAAUAAAUAAAUUGUCGAAAAUAUGAGCUUUUAUAAGCUCGCAAAGAGCCACAACUUGAACUUCCUUCACAUUGUUAUAUUAUUUGAUUCCAUUCUUAGAAUACCAGUAUAGAAAACGUACAGCAGUGAGCACUCGCACAUAAAUAAAUAAGUAUCAUCAGUUCCAUUUGAUAAUUCGAUGAGUUUUGAACAAAGUAUAAGCGCGAGAUAUCUAAAAAUGUCCUAUAUUGCGAAAACAUCUACGGUUUUUGUUGAUAUCAACAUACAGACUAGAUUAUUUUAAUUUUUUUUUUAUUCUAUCGGUUGUUUCAUUUUUGAACGAAAGAUGGAUCCGGAUGUGAAUAAAAAUAUACCCAGUGUAUCUGAAGUGGUUGAAAAAAAUGAAAGGACUAGUGAAUCUUCUGUGUCUAAAGUUGAACAAGGAGUUAGUAAUGAAAUUAAAAGCAAGAAGUUCACCUGGAAGCAAAAAUGUUCUCUAAUAAUGUUACUAACAGCGGAUUUCAUGUGUUAUUGUUCAAUGUCCAUCAUGGCGCCAUUUUAUCCUCAAGAAGCUGCGAAUCGAGGAAUGACGCAGUCCAUGGCUGGAUUCGUAUUCGGAUACUUCGCAUUAGUUAUAUUUCUUUCCUCCCCGAUAUUUGGGAAACUAUGUCCAAAAUUAGGAGUUAAAUUUUUAUUUAUCAUUGGUUUAUUUACUUCAGGAAUUUGCACUGUGAUAUUUGGGACGCUGCAUCACAUCGAAGAUUAUAGUGGAUUUACCGCUUUGUCUUUUGUAAUUCGAGGAUUUGCUGCUUUAGGAUCUAGUGCCUAUUCGACGGCUGCUUAUGUGAUAGUAAUUAAUAUAUUUCCCGAUAAUGCUGGAGCAAUCAGGGGUGUCCUAGAAACGUUCGUAGGAUUGGGACUUUGUGCCGGUCCUGGAAUCGGAGGAAUUCUCUUUGAUAUCGGGGGCUUUGGUCUGCCAUUCUACGUAGUUGGAAUAUUUUUAAUAUUAAUAGCUCCUCUAAAUAUCUUCAUUCUUGAAAAAUCAGCAAAAUGCAAUUUAGAUGGAAAUUCGGGUUCUUUGACGAGUCUUCUGAAGUUGACACCGAUCAUGAUGACGUGUUUCGUCAUGGUAGUGGUAUCCAUGACAUGGGGAUUUUUAGAUCCAACGUUAGAACCGCAUCUGAUCAAGUUUAACUUGACAACCACCGCAGUUGGACUGAUCUUUUUACUGACCUCUGGAACAUACGCCAUAUCGUGUCCAUUUUGGGGUUGGUUAUCAGAUAGAUUGGAUGUAUAUUGGUGGAUGAUGACCGUUGGAUUGUUUGGAAAUUCUGUGAUAUUAUUAUUUUUAGGUCCUUGUCUAAGUUUCUUGCCAGAUGUCUUAUGGUUAAAUAUGGUGAGUUUGUCACUAUUAGGAAUAACAGUGGGUAUGUCGUUAAUGCCUACAUACCAGUUCAUCUUGGACAGUGCGUUAGAAAAUGGAUACACUGACGACAUAUCCACGCACUCGGUCAUAGCAGGUCUAUGGUCGUCCGUCUACUCCCUAGGAGAAGUCCUCGGACCAGUCUUAGGGGGGUCCCUCAUGCAGCAUUACGAUUUCUCGAACACGUGCGCUACAUUCGCGGCUCUCAACUUCAUCGUCGGUACUCUAGCGACAAUAAUGUUAGUGAAUAGAAAACAAAUGUCCUUGAAAGGAAAUCUAUUGAACGUUUUUCAAAAUGUGAUAAAGCCGGACAUCUACCCUUGCAACGGUAGCGUCGAUAUCGUUAUCGAAAAAGAUCAUAAAGUUAUUGAAACGAUAAAAACGAAGUGAAGUGCGCGAUAAAUUGUUUUAAAUGAAUUUUUAUGUUGUUCGUUGGUCACUUCUUCGCUUGCAUGUAAAAUUGCAGCCAUUCGUAAUUCACGUGUGCGUACUAACGUCUUCUCGAUCAGCUGUUGUAAUUCAUAAUUACAGAAAAUAGUGACGGACUGAAAAUGUAUUGUUGCAAGUCGUAUUGCAAAUGCAAUUCUGAAGAAAAAUCAGUUUUAAACUACCUAGAGUAUACAUUUCUGUCAUUUAACAUGUUUUGUGUUACUUUACGUAAACUAACUCAAUGAAAUAUAAAAUAAUAGAAAA
Messenger RNA from Psylliodes chrysocephalus, 2294 nucleotides. NCBI's taxonomy places the organism in Eukaryota, Metazoa, Arthropoda, Insecta, Coleoptera, Chrysomelidae. The record is from the annotation of a GenBank genome assembly.